AUGACUUGUUCAAUAUGGGAGGCUUGUAAAAGGGAUGUUAUUCCCAGUUGGUCUGAUACAAAGACUACUCCAUGCAAUUGGACCGGGGUAAAGUGUGAAGGUGAACGUGUAAUUCGGAUUGAUUUUCCAUGUUCAGUGUCACCACUAAAUUUACCAUUUCGUGGAAAAAACAUUGGAAAAUUUAGAUCCCUGAAGCACCUGAAUCUCAACCAUUAUGCCCUUAGUGGUAAUAUACCUACAGAUGUUUGGAGUCUGGAGAAUUUGGAGACACUUGACUUGACUGACAACAGGUUAACUGGCCAGCUGUCUCCCACUAUAUCUAACCUGAGAAACCUGAAACAUCUUGUGCUUAAUGAUAAUGGUUUUUCAGGCAGUUUACCAUCAACAAUUUGUGAGCUAAAGGAGCUCAGGGAACUAUCAGUUCAUGCAAACUCUUUUUCUGGCGAUCUUCCUAAUGAGAUUGGAAACCUGGAUAAGUUGCAGUCUCUUGAUUUCAGCUCAAAUUUCUUCUCUGGUAGUCUACCUUCCAGUCUAGUUAAUUUGGCGGAGCUUCUAUACCUUGAUGCUAGUUUAAACAACUUGACUGGAUUAAUAUGUCCAGAAAUUGGAAAGCUAAGUAAGCUUAGAAUUAUUACUCUCUCAUCCAACAUGUUGACUGGAACUAUUCCUGGAACAAUUGGCCGUUUGAAGCAGCUGGAGGCGCUUGAUCUUCAAAACUGCAAAUUUACUGGAAGUAUCCCUGAAGAGAUUUCAGAAUUGAGUUAUUUGAAUUACUUGAAUGUAGCACAGAAUGAAUUUGAUGGAGAGCUUCCUUUAAGAAUUGGAAAGCUAGAAAGUCUGGUCUACUUAAUUGCUUCAAAUGCUGGAUUGUCUGGAACAAUUCCUUCAGAGCUAGGGAACUGUAAAAAGCUCAAGUUAAUAAAUUUGUCCUUUUACUCGUUUUCCGGUCCAUUACCUGAAGGUCUUUCUGGGUUGGAUUCACUUAAAUCAUUUGUGCUUAAUUCAAUCCGCUUAUCCGGCCCCCUGCCUAUGUGGAUUGCCAACUGGACGCAAGUAAAGUCAAUAAUGGUGUCAAAGAAUUUCUUAACUGGAUCUCUACCACCACUUUAUUUCCCUUUGCUAUCCGUUCUCGAUGUCAGUUCCAACAGGCUAUCUGGUGAAUUGUCUUCAGGGAUAUAUUUGGUGUUGUCUGGAAACAACCUCUCAGGUAAACUGCCUGAUUAUCUAGGGGAACUUCAGCUCAUUAAUCUUAAGCUAUCGAAAAACCAAUUUUUCGGGAAGGUACCAGAUCAACUAUGGGAGUCAAAAACAUUAAUGUCCAUCUCACUCGGCAACAAUGUGCUCGAAGGUCCAAUUCAACCGACUAUUGCAAAACUUUCAUCCCUUCAGAGAUUGCAACUUGAUAAUAAUCUACUUUCAGGUGAAAUUCCCAGAUCAAUAUCUAAGCUGAAAUUGCUAGACAAUUUGGUUCUGUCUAACAAUCAGUUUUCCGGUCCUAUACCUGAGGAAAUUUGUACCGGAUUCCAGAAUAUUCUUUUACCGGACUCCGAAUUCACCCAGCAUUAUGGCAUGCUUGAUUUGUCCAACUAUGAACUAACUGAGUCCAUCCCACACUCAAUUAAGAAUUGCAUAGUUGUGACUGAGCUUCUUCUACAGGGAAAUAAGCUCACAAGGAGUGUUCCUCGUGAAAUUUCUUUGCUCGGCAACUUGCCACCUUCACUUUCCGCUCUUGCUUCCGUGACAUAUCUUGACUUAUUCAGCAAUAGAUUCCAAAAGUCUUUUCCUUGUAGCAUUUGUGACAUAGAAGGCCUUGUUUUUUCCAAUUUCUCCGGCAACAAAUUCACUGGACUAGCCCCUAUAUGUGAACUAAAGCUAGGAAAUGCAUACCAAGUGAACUUGUUUUACCUCCCAGGGAAAUCUUUGUUACGGAUAAAUCCAACAGCUAUUCUCUCAGCCACUGAGAACUUCAGCAAGAGUUAUAUUAUCGGUGAUGGUGGCUUUGGUACUGUAUACAAAGCCAAACUGCCUGAAGGCCGGACUACUGCAGUUAAGAGGUUAAACAGGGGCAACAUGCAUGGUGAUCGCGAGUUCUUUGCUGAAAUGGAAACAAUUGGGAAUGUAAAACAUGACAAUCUGGUGCCAUUGCUUGGGUAUUGUGUCUCUGCAGCUGAGAGAUUGUUGAUAUAUGAAUAUAUAGAAAAUGGAAGCCUUGAUUUCUGGUUGAGAAACCAAGCGAGGUGGCCAACUCGUUUUAAGAUCUGUCUAGGGUCAGCUCGCGGACUUGCAUUCCUACACCAUGGUUUUGUUCCACACAUAAUUCAUAGAGACAUCAAGUCAAGCAAUAUACUCCUAGACAGAAAUUUUGAAGCACGAGUAUCCGACUUUGGUCUGGCUCGGAUAAUUAAAGCAUGUGAGAGCCAUGUUAGUACAAUCCUUGCUGGUUUAUUAGGGUACAUACCACCCGAGUAUGGACAAACAAUGAUGGCUACAACCAAGGGCGAUAUCUACAGCUUUGGAGUGGUGAUGUUGGAAUUGGUAACAGGACAGGCUGAUGUUGAGGGAGGCAAUCUUAUUGGUUGGGCGAGGUGGAUGGUUGCAAAUGGCAGGGAGAUUGAAACGUUGGAUCCGCUUUUUUCUGGUUCAGGAUUAUGGAAGGAUCAAAUGCUGCGCGUUCUUGCUAUUGCAAGGUCUUGCACCAAUGAUGAGCAAUGGAAGCGGCCAGCAAUGCGCGAGCUGGUGAAACUGUUGGAGGCCAAAAGCAAUGUUAUAUUUUGA
Molecule: messenger RNA, 2775 nt
Organism: Lycium ferocissimum
Lineage: Eukaryota; Viridiplantae; Streptophyta; Magnoliopsida; Solanales; Solanaceae
Product: leucine-rich repeat receptor protein kinase MSP1-like
Biological process (GO): protein phosphorylation
Cellular component (GO): plasma membrane
Molecular function (GO): protein binding; protein kinase activity; ATP binding
Source: RefSeq, a predicted model, not a curated record